UGGAUGUUUAAUUUAAAGCGAUUGUGAAUAACGCGGUAUUAUCUUAAAAUCAAUGCAAUUACCUACUUUCCACGGAUGAUAUAGUUUAGGGCAUCAAAUUACUUAAAAUAGUUUAAAAUCACUUCACAUACCUGAUAUAUCUAAUAUUUGUACGAUGCAAACAUAGCAUACAUAAGCGGAAUGGAAGUGUUGAAAUCACUUAGUGUUUUUGUUUUGAUCUUGACUAUUUUACAGAUUGGAAGUUUGUUAAGUGUUGUUGUGCUCUGGAAAUAUAAACGAAUUUAUAUCUUGGAUGAAUAUUCUUCUACAAUUUGCGACCCUGCUGUUGCAAAUGUAGAUGGGGAACGAGUGCCAUGUAGAGACGUAGAAAGUGUUCUGAAAACGGAAAUAGAAGAGGACAUUAAGAGAAGAGCUAGAUACGGGCUGCAUACUAAAUCAAGUCUUAUUGAACUUCUCGGAAAUGAAAAAUGCCUUAAAACUAGGGAAAUAUCGUCAAUACAGCUGCAUGGGAUAUCAAACAAUACACAAGGAAAAGGUUCCGGUAAGGUGCAUUGGCUGUCAUUGGUAAAUUCAGGCCAGAAAGGAUAUUUGUCAUACAAUGAUGGAUCCGUACAUAUUGCCGAAACUGGCCUAUAUUACCUAACCUUUCAAAUUGCGGUCACAAACCCAGAAAACAAAGCAAAAAGAAAUAACUCGGAAACUACACAACUAGAGCACACAAUCGUACAUAGGUCUGCAAAUGGAGCAAAGACAACUUUGAUGAGAAAUGUGAUGCAUGAUGGUUGCCAAGCAAAAACUAAAUCUAUUAGCACAGGGGGCGUGUUUCAAUUUAAGGAAGGGGUAAGCGUUCAUUUACACACGUCAAGUAUGCAGUCCAUUGCUAGGGACAAGGGGCAUCACAGUUUAAUGAUGUACAGGAUUUGAAAGAUGUGUUUGUGUACCUUCCAGGUUCAGUCCAAAUACAAUAUCUUGACAUAUAUAUAUAUAUUCUGACAUAUAUCGCCUCCGUAGCCAAGUGGUUAUUGCUUUCAUCUACUGAGGUUAAGGUGCAAGGUUCGAGCCCUGCACGGGGCUUGUUCUGGAAUACAAAGUUCUAGUUAACAGGAUCUAGUUAAAUUGACGGAUCGCCUUCCUGCAUGGCGUCCGGAUUUAAAAUCGGUUGUUAGCAUGCUCAAUAAUCAAAGUGUAUCAUAAGUCAAGUGAACUGCUCCUUAAUUGAGCGGACAAACACACUUUUAUUGCAUGCGUUGGUGUAUUUAAGUAUAGCGGUAUACAAUAUUUCGAUAUAUAAUUUCACUGUGUUCUCAAAUGUGAUCUGUCUAAAUGUAAGAAAUGGCAUUACAAACGCAUACAAUUUCGGGAAGAUAACAUAAUUUCAUUAUUUAAUGUUGUUUCCGGUAUGACGUCAUUUGGCUGAAAUUGUGCGUGGGUUUUCUGUUUAAUAGUAAUUUAAUUUUGCUUUUGUAAAAUAAUUAGCCUUAUGUUUUUGCUUCAGUGUAAGAUGGCAAUAUAUAUAUCACCUCGUGAACACCAAAGCCACUACUGAAAUAUUACUUUAAAGGCUCACUUUGUGAAAUAUAUUACCUAUCUUAAAUUGAAACAUACACUUAUCCUAUUUAUAUACACAGAUAAUUCAACUGUUCGUGUAGACAUGCAUUUUGUAAAUAGCCAUUGCUUCAAAUGAAAA
This is a messenger RNA of Mya arenaria, 1687 nucleotides long. RefSeq lists its product as uncharacterized. The coding region runs from base 181 to 924 and encodes 247 amino acids. Gene Ontology annotation, cellular component: membrane. Gene Ontology annotation, biological process: immune response. NCBI's taxonomy places the organism in Eukaryota, Metazoa, Mollusca, Bivalvia, Myida, Myidae. The transcript is spliced from 4 exons. Gene Ontology annotation, molecular function: tumor necrosis factor receptor binding. The record is from RefSeq and is a predicted model, not a curated record.